CUCCUACCGCCGAGGCGCGGGGAGAGAAGUGUCGUGUGCGCGGGGCUGUGGCCGGGACGUCCCCGUUUGCUGCCCGCGUGGUGCAAAAGCGCAACAGAGAAUUACAGAACAGUUGAUGAGUCACGAACACAAAUGAUCAAUUUCCAGAUGUUUUCUUUUAAUUUUCUGUAAGCGUAACCUAGUGUGUGAUGGAGGUUCUUUAUAUUAUGGAAACAAGACUUGUUUCAACAGUAAAAAUGUGUGCAUGCAAUCAGUUUCAUUCAACAGCUGAAAAACACACAUUCAUUUCAAGUGCACAGUGACUAUGCCGUGUUCCGUUUGUACUGCACAUUGCUGAGCCUUCUGAGCCCAGCAGGACCCUCCUGGCCAUGACAGGAGGCCUGGCACGACCUGAGAGGUUGAUGAAGUCAAUGGGGAAAAGUCACGAUCUUGCAUACACUGUGAAGCUGUGAUGAUAAAGGAAAUGAAGAAGACCCUGCCAGGGUCAGUUGACUUCUCUCAGCACGGAGUACUGUGUCCAGUGCCCCUAAAUGGACACACACUGCCCGGCACUGAGCUGACCUCAAGAAUACUUGCUGAAUUAACAAAUGCCUCCAUUCUGCAGACCAUGUUUCUCAUAUCUGUCUUUUGGAGAAAUCAGAGAUGUGAAAAAGAAAUUCCAUGAGGUGGACCCACCUCAAGUCCACUGGGUUCUCCUGUGUCCUCCACGUGCCUCCACUGCCACUCAGCUCCCCUGCAAGGGGAUUUUAUGAAUAUGGUUCCUAUUUCCUCCUUAUUUACAUCCCACCUCCUUAAUCCCAUCAAAUGUUGACUUAUUUCUGGAAUAAGUGAGAUUUUAUUAAGGAUGGGGGCUUCGCUAAUAGCUCAGCUAGUAAAGAAUCUGCCUGCAACACAGGAGACACAGGAGACGGAGGCUCGAUCCCUGGGUCAGGAAGAUCCCCUGGAGGAGGGCAUGGCAACCUGCUCCAGUAUUCUUGCCUGGAGAAUCCCAUGGACAGAGGAGCCUGGCGGGUGGCAGUCCAUGGGUUCGCAACGAGUCGGACACAAACGCUUGACGUCCAGUGAGUGUUUACAAUCAGAGCAUCUCUCAGACGAGCCCGUUUCAGGGGCUCAGUAGCCAUGUGGGACUGGAGCUACCUUAAUAGACAGCGAAAUCAAGACCCUUUCACCAGUUGAGUGAAGAAUCUCAUGAUGACCAUGGCCUUCGUGUAACCAGCAUCACAUAUCUCAGGACCAGGACCAGUCCAGAAAUCUUCUUUCCAGCAGUAAUGGCCCAUAACACAUGUACAACUGGAGGUCCAAUGAGAGGCUCAAGGACGGGGCUCCAUGGGUGACUUAGAACAAAUGACUAAGUCCUUCCAGAGUCAUGUGGAUACAAGGGAGACUUGAGGAUUCUGAGGAGGGAAACUCUGGCUUCAAAGGGGGGCGUUUUCCAGAUUAAAAGACCUGAGACCAUAAAUAGAAUGGGCUGUGGAACUUAAACUCAGGGGAAAGCCCAGCCUCCAGAUCACAUGCUGAUGAUCAGUGAGAACACACUUUGGAACAGUUCAGAAAAGUGAGACCAUGAAGGAAAAUGCCCAACAGGAAACAGUGAAGGGAGCCCUGGUGCACUGUGAGUGUCCCUCCCCGUUAUGACUUUCACUCUAAACUUGGGUUCUCCCACAGGGAACACAGAAAACUCUCCCUCCCCUCUGCUCAGCUGCCCUUGUGGACCUUCUCAAUAAUGUCCAGGAGUUGUCACAGGUCCCCAGACGUGGGUGAGGGUGAUGAGCACUGGGGGUAAGAUCUGCUCCUCCCUGGAGACGCCCCAGACUCUCCAUGCAGACAGUGUCACCUCCACUCCAGAUGACAUGAUAAUGGCUCCUCUGUGGGGAGAUCGGGCCCAGGGACCCUGUCCCUAUAACUGGCGCCCGUCCUGACUGACACUUCCCUGCACAGAGUGUGGAGCCAAGUGCAGGCAGGUUGAGCCCCUCCCGUGGAGCAUGACCGUGUCUCCCUUCUCAGAAGAGCAGAAAGCAGGAAUUCUUUCCCAGUGUUGGUUCUGUGAGAAGACUGCAUAUGUCGACACCCACACAGCCCUCUUUCCGCUCCAGGCCACUCUGACGUCCUCUCCAUGUCUUCUCACAAAGAUGCCCUGAGAAAUGCAGGGGAGGCGGCUGUGAAAGCCAUCUUUCUCUUCCAGGUGGUGGCUGGGGCUCUGGGCAAUGCCCUCCUUUUCUCCUGCAGCAUCUCUCCAGUCUUGCUUGGCCACAAGCAGAGACCUGCAGACACGAUUCUCACCCACGUGGCCCUGUCCAAUCUUUUGUUUCUUCUGUCCUCUGGAAUUCCCCAUAAAAUGACAGGUUUUCUUUUGAGAAACCCCCUGUCCAGCCUUGGCUGUAAAUUACUGUAUUACAUCCAGAGGGUGACUCUUAGCACCGCCCUGUGCUCCACCUCCAUCCUGAGCACCUAUCAGGCCUUCACUCUCAUCCCCAGGAGAGCAGAGUGGAUGAUGCCCAGAGGAAGGGUCAUUGGUCCUUCCUGCUGCACCUGCUGGAUGCUUAACCUCUUAACAUACAUCUCUGUUCUUUUGAAAAUCACUGGUCCUCAGGAUAUACACAACUAUUCUGAUACUCGGAGCAAGUGGUUCUGUUCCGCCUCAGCUCCUAAUGCAGGCUUUGUCUACCUGUGGUCCAUCUCUGAUACCGUGUUUCUUACCCUCAUGGUCUGGUCCAGUGGCUCCAUGGUGCUUCUCCUGCUCAGACACCACCAGAGGGUUCAGUAUAUUCACACCAGCACUGGACACCACAGAUGCCCCCCAGAGACCAGAGCCACCCGCACCAUCCUGAUGCUGGUGGUCACCUUUGUCGUCGUUUACAUACUGAAUUUCACUUUUUGUUUUUAUAUCACUGUUGUUUUAGAGUUUCGUCUGUGGUUGAUACAGACUUCUGAUGUCUUGGCCUCAUGUUUUCCCACUGUUUCCCCUUUUCUGCUGCUCCUGAGGGAUCCUAGAAUGCCUAGGAUCUGCUCUGGAGUCGGUAGAAAUAAUGCUUAAUGUGAUAAAUAUCUAGUAGAUGCCAUCAAUAAUAACUAAUUCUCUUCUUUAAGUAUUGGGUGACUAUUUUUAUUAAAGUAUAAUAAUUGUGACAUUAUAUCACUUCAGGACUUACAACAUUAUGAUUGAAUAUUUGUA
Dama dama (fallow deer) is the source of this 3172-nucleotide messenger RNA. RefSeq names its product vomeronasal type-1 receptor 1-like. The coding region runs from base 2114 to 3034 and encodes 306 amino acids. Gene Ontology annotation, biological process: G protein-coupled receptor signaling pathway. The transcript is spliced from 5 exons. Gene Ontology annotation, cellular component: membrane. Gene Ontology annotation, molecular function: pheromone receptor activity. NCBI's taxonomy places the organism in Eukaryota, Metazoa, Chordata, Mammalia, Artiodactyla, Cervidae. The record is from RefSeq and is a predicted model, not a curated record.